CUUCAUAUUUAGUCCUUCCAAUGAAUAAUCAGGAUUGAUUUCCUUUAGGAUUGACUGGUUUGAUCUCCUUGCUAUCCAAGGGACUCUCAAGAGUCUUCUCUAGGAGCGUGCGCCGCGAUGGCCCCGGCGGAGCAGGGCUGAGCCCGCUGCCCGCAGCCCCCGGCCCUCUCCGGCUCAGCCAUGGCGAAACAGUACGAUGUGCUGUUCCGGCUGCUCCUGAUCAGGGACUCUGGGGUGGGCAAGACCUGCCUGCUGUGCCGCUUCACCGACAACGAGUUCCACUCCUCGCACAUCUCCACCAUUGGUGUCGACUUUAAGAUGAAGACUAUAGAGGUAGAUGGCAUCAAAGUGCUGAUACAGAUUUGCGACACGGCAGGGCAGGAGAGAUAUCAGACCAUCACAAAGCAGUACUAUCGACGGGCCCAGGGAAUAUUUUUAGUCUAUGACAUUAGCAGCGAGCGCUCUUACCAGCACAUCAUGAAGUGGGUCAGUGAUGUGGACCAGUACGCACCAGAAGGUGUCCAGAAGAUACUUAUAGGGAAUAAGGCCGAUGAAGAGCAGAAACGGCAGGUGGGAAGAGAACAAGGGCAGCAGCUGGCUAGAGAGUAUGGCAUGGACUUCUACGAAACAAGUGCCUGCACCAACCUCAACAUUAAAGAGUCCUUCACGCACCUGACCCUGACGGAGCUGGUGCUGCAAGCCCACAGGAAGGAGCUGGAAGGUCUGCAGACACUUGCUAACCACGAGUUGGCCUUGGCGGAGCUGGAGGAGGAUGAAGGCAAACCCGAGGGCCCGGCAAACUCUUCAAAAACCUGCUGGUGCUGAGCAUCCUGCGUGGAGCACUCCCGCACAGCCCCACUCUCCCCGCAGGAGGCCUGCGGGCACAGGGAGCCUGGGCCUCGCCCCGCUGCCCCUCUCCUUCAGGUGACCCUGCGGCAUGUUGGCCGCUGCUCCUCCUCCCCUGCCUGGCCCCGGGGAGCAGCCUCCACCUGGGGGGGCCCCACCAGCCUGUGUCCCCAGCCACAGGCCUGCUGCGAGCCCCUCGAUGUGUGACGAGCACAUCUUCACUGCCUGGAGCUCCCAGGCGAUGCCGAAGUCUGGAGUCAAGGCCACUGUAGGCUCCUUGUCUCUCGGUGCGUCUGGUCUCCUCUCCGCUGUUUCUCGCUUCUUCCCACUUCUCUGUCCCUUCUGCUCGGCUGUACUCGUAUGGAAGCCCUCACCUCCCUGUGCCCACGUGUCACUGCUGGGGCAGCGCCUUCCCCUUCCUCCUCACUCAGGCCCAGGACUGCACUCCCCCUGCUCAGCUCCCGGGAGAAGCCUCACCUGCAGCCCCCGGAGCUGCUUCCAUCUCCCCCCGCCACCACCCGCCCCUUCUUGUGCCACGGGCCUGCCUCCUGGGUGACCAGGCAGAGAAGAACACAGGGGAGGAAGGAAAGCCCUAACUGGUGGUCCCCACAUCUGGGCCUCUCCUCCCUCCCACCCCAGUCUACCCCACGCUUGGCUGCCUGCCCACCUGCCUCUUGGGGGACCUGAGCUUGGAGACAGGUGCUUCAGAGAAGAAAGAAAAAAAAUGAUGAGGGGUGGCAGGGAUAAAAAGUCACCUCCAUUCUCUACCUCCCAUACCCCCUGGGCUCCUGAAUUUCAAGAUGUGGAUCAAGGCCUGUGGACACUGCAGGGGUGAGGAGAGCCCCCCCUACCCCAGAGCCAGCCACAUACUGCAGGAAGGGGAGUGUUUGGAAGAGAAGGGCCAGCUCCUGCAAGUUAAGAGCUGGGACAGUUUGCAAACCAGUUUGCAAACCAGAGGGGAAUUGGGCAACAGCAGGGAUUCCGGGGCCCCAUCUUCCAUUUCUUAUGUAAGAAGGGCAUUUCCCCAACACCCCCUGGCAGGUGACAGGGGACAGAACCAGGCUGGUGGUCUUUCAUUGAGCCCAGCCUUCAGCUCUUAAGGUUCUCCCGAGACCCAGAGUCUGUGGGAGGAGGGCGGGAGCGCGUGGGCAGGAGGCAGGCGAGCCCUGGGUGGGAAUGCGUGGUGCUGUCCCUUCAGCCUUCAGGACCAAGUGCUCAUCUUGUCCCUCGAGCUCCUGAGUCAGAGGCUCGUGGGUGUGCCAACUGCCCUGUGGCAACAGGUAGGGGGAAGCCGAUUCCCUCCUCCAGGGCCCUUUGUUUCAGAAAGAAGUUUCUUUUAACUCCAUACAGUACAGAGUAGUUUGCAGGAGGCCCUUUGAGGGGGAAAACAUGUCAGUUAGCAGCCCUAGGAGGGUUCUUCCCGCCCUUCCCACGAUGGGAGAAGCCUCGGGAGGAGGCUUGGUCGUAAGCUGUGAGACAUGGCUGGUGCUGGAGCAAAAACAAAGAACUAGGCGUUGCACAUUCACCAGUUGUUAAUAACUAAAGUCCAGGACACACGUGUGUGAAGGAUUAAUAGCCCCACUGACUCCUCUGGAAAAAAUGGUGAGGGAUGAAAUCGCCAAACCUUCCCUCCUAACUCUUAAUACAUCAGGAGAGGGCAGCUCAGGAUGUAGGGACUUGGGACAGGUUAUAUGGAAGGAAAAAGAAAGCCAGAGUAAUUGUCGGCUGAUGAGAAACGUAAAGAGCUGACUCUCUAGGAUGAAGUCGUGACCACAGCUGAGAAUGCUUCCUUGAGGACUUGUCUCCUCGAACGUCUAGACAUAGCACCAACUCUGGGGUGGGGGGUCGGCAGUGCCAGC
This is a messenger RNA of Bubalus bubalis (water buffalo), 2705 nucleotides long. RefSeq names its product ras-related protein Rab-15-like. The transcript has a single exon. Bases 181 to 825 code for a protein of 214 amino acids. Lineage: Eukaryota; Metazoa; Chordata; Mammalia; Artiodactyla; Bovidae. Gene Ontology annotation, molecular function: GTPase activity; GTP binding. The record is from RefSeq and is a predicted model, not a curated record. Gene Ontology annotation, biological process: Rab protein signal transduction.